Molecule: messenger RNA, 1695 nt
Organism: Triplophysa rosa
Lineage: Eukaryota; Metazoa; Chordata; Actinopteri; Cypriniformes; Nemacheilidae
Exons: 5
Coding region: 537-1202 (221 amino acids)
Biological process (GO): regulation of heart rate by cardiac conduction; sodium ion transport; cardiac muscle cell action potential involved in contraction
Cellular component (GO): voltage-gated sodium channel complex
Molecular function (GO): sodium channel regulator activity
Source: RefSeq, a predicted model, not a curated record
UGUACUUUGUAUUUCGCAAUAUUUCUUCACGAAACCGUGCGCAGCUGCUGCUGGUCCUUGGAAUGUCUCAGUGGGAUAUAUGAAGAAGCCAGUCCUGUUUGUUUUAUAUAUUGUAUGCUUAGUGUUUAGCUACAAAUGCAACAUCUGAGGGUUUGGACAAAGUCGGGUGUAGCCUACUUGACGUCGCUCGUGCGAAUCUCACUUCUCGGAUUGCGUAUUGAAUGACAAGCACAAGGAUUGACACGGUCUAUACUUAGCUCUCCUAAACGCCAAAUCUAUGCUGAAAGACACAUGCUGAAUUAAGCCAGACGGAAUAUUAUUUUAAAACUUUGAACGCGUUUCUUUUCAAGUAUUUGAACGCAGAAGAAUUGUGGUGAAAUUUCGCUACUAAUUGAAAGCGCGCAAAAGUCAUCUGUUUUGGAGCCGCAACAAGACGAAAUGGGACGUUUUUGGUCCAGUUAUGGUUAAGAAUCUACUGUAUGAUAAUAACAAAGGAAAACAUUGGACUCACCAUUUUGAUUGUUUGAAGUGUCGAUAUGUCACUGCGAUUUAUUUCAUUGUUUGUUCUCAGCAUCUUUUUUAUUAUUCAAGUGCCACAGUGCCAAACUGGCUGUGCCGAAGUGGACUCCAUGACAGAGGCUGUGGCUGGAGGGAGUUUUGAGUUGGGUUGCAUUUCUUGCAAAAGGAGAGAAGAGGUGGCUGGUUCUGCUAUUGUGGACUGGCACUACAAACCACCUGAAAAGGAGGACUUUAUCCAUAUUUUCCAGUAUGAAUAUCCUUUGCCUGCUCUUCUUCAUGAAAAGUUUGAGGGAAGACUACAGUGGCACGGGACGAUGGGAACCAAGGAUGUGCAGAUCGGAGCCAUCUUCCUUCACAACGUCACAUAUAAUGACACCGGUACCUACCGCUGUACCUUCCACCGCACGCUGUACCUUUCUCCAGGUGAAAAACAUGUGACAAUAAUCAAAGAAAUAGAACUCACCGUUGUGGAAAAGGCCAACCCCGAGCUGACAGCUGUUAUAUCUGAGAUUAUGAUGUAUGUGGUGAUCAUAGUCCUGCAGUUGUGGAUGAUCGGUGUGUUGAUUUACUGCUAUAAGAAGAUCUAUGCUGAGAACGAAGAUCGAGAGGCCAAAAAAGCUGCACGUGCCCAAAAAAUCCUCAUAGACUCAAAGGACUCUUGUGAUGGGGUGCAUCUGGAAUAACUGCAAUAUUGGUCAGUACAGUCAUCUGUCUGAGUUGCAGUAGUUUUACUGAUGAUGAAGAUGAACCAAUGAAUAUACACAAAUUUAGAGACAUUUCUACAGUAUUUUACAUUUAUUAACCCAAUGUUACUUUGACUCCAGUAUCAGAGAUCUACAACUUUGAGCAACUUGCAACAAAUACUUCAAUUGUGAAUUUUGUAAUUCUGCAGAAACUAAAAUGAUUUGUAAUAGAAGAAUAGAAAACAUGACGCUUUCUUGAUUAGCUUGUUUAUUGAUUAUCGAUAAAAAUACAAAGCUAAGACAAUAUUGUUAGGAUCAUGGCCAUUGUCAUACGUUAUAAAAAUGUUUUAAAAAGAUGACAAUUUAGUACCUUUAUAUUGUAAGACCAUAUAUUUAUAUACUAGGUUUAUACAGCUUUAGUUUACAAUUGUUCAUUUAAAUUCAAAGUUACUUGUUUGCGUAAUGUAUCUCAUAAGACAAGAAUAAAAACUAA